UGGAUAUGUUCCGAUCAAUCUAGAAUUUCGAGAUCUCUCAUUUCUGACAUAUAAAACGUAUCUGAGAUGCUGUCAUGUCAACCGGUAGGAAUAAUUUCAACCAUUGAUAACCUUUGUUUUCCAUCUUCAAAUACUGACAUAUUUAAAAAGAAAAAUUUCCAGUAGAAAAAUAUAUUCUUUAUCAAAUUAGAACUGGCUUCUCCAGAGAGUAAUUACAGCAGAAUGGAUGUCGACCCUUUGCCAGGAAUGUCAGGAGGUUUGACUACCUCCUUAGUGUUACAAACUUUACCAAAAAUAGAUGAAGAUAAUGUUUUAUCUUCAAAAACCCCAAAAGAAAAACUUCUAGAAACACUAGAUCUACUAGAGACUCAUGUGGAAAAACUAAGAAAAAAUGCAAGUCAACUUGAAGAAGACAAGGAUGCUUUAUUAUCAACUUUAGAUUCUGUUAUGAAUGCAGAUAUGAUGUAUAAUCUUGAAGAAAAUGACAAAGAUGACAUAAUCAGAUACGCUGAACGUGUAAUGAAUAGAUGCCUUACUGUAGAAGUGAAAGUGCUCACACAAAGGGAUAAAAUGCAAGAAGAAGCAUUAUUCCAAGUAAAUCACUUGAUUGAUGGUCUUGUAAUCGCCCUCAAAACUGAUGCUGAGUCAGCUAGAACUAAAUGUGAAAGUUAUAUGAAUGCUUGUUCAUCAAAUAUGGUACAGGGUAUAACGGACAAAAUCUUUGAAUCAGCCUUAUUGGGAUGUACUGUCGAUGAUCAGAAAAAAGUUAAGAGACGACUGUACGGCCUUCUCACAUACUUUGAAAAGAUGAAAGUUGUUUCUUACAAUGAAGUGAAUUGAUUGAAAUGAAGAUCGUAUAUUUUCAAUUUAAAAGACUGCUUAUACAUGUUAGUUCACAAUACAUGAAUGUAGGAUUUCUCGAAGUAUUGAUUGUAAAUUUUUGAUGUAAAUUUAGUUUUAUUGAGAAAAUCUAAGGAGUUUAUUUUUCGAAAGUCAGAUUAAUUUGUCGUCGAUUUUUUUCAAGUAUAAUUUCGAGAUAUCUACUGUUAAAAAUAUAACAUGUAGUGUAAAAGUUUUGGCAAAGAAAUAUUGCAUUCCAUUUAAAUAUUCAAAUUAAAACUAAUUACGGAGAGUUCAGAGUGUGAAAAACUCAAUUGUUACCAUUUCGAUUUAUAGUAUCGAUGGUUAAAUUGCAAAGCUCGAAGUCGAUUUGUUGAAAUUUUAUAGGGAGAAGAAAAAUUGAUUACAUCUAUCAAUUUAGUUAUUUGAAAAACAAUGAAAGCUGCAAUAUGGCCUUAAGGAUUUCAGUUUUUGGAGGAAACCUCAUCACUUUGUUAUUAACCCUUAAAUUCCCAUGCUAUCUAAAUCAACAUAAACACCCAUGCGGGGUCCUUCAGAGACCCCAGCUAAAAAUAUGAUUUUAAAUUAGUUUAAUUCAAUUUUUAGAUCAAAUAGCUUUAGGGAAAAAUAAAUUAUACUUAGACAUUCAAUGAAACUUUAUUGAAUAUUCUGGAGAAGAAAAUAAAAAAUAUAUUCAAAAUAUAACAAACAAAUAUUAGGAAAAAGAAAUAAAGAAUUACCAAAAAUCAGGAAUAAUUCAUUAUGCUCAUUAAAAAUUAAAAAAGAAUUUAAGCCGAUGAGCAUCUAGUACUUACAAUAUUUUGGUUUGCUUAUUCCAUGAUUUUGACAUAUAAAUUGUUUGCAAUUAUCGCUUUAUGCGUUUAUUAUCACUUUAUUGUCACAUCUUCUGGGACACUGGAAACAUCUUGCCCUUUUUCUGUUUUGGUUCGCUGUUUGUCCAGCAGCUUUUGUGGCACUGUAUUCUGCUAUCCCACAGUCUCGUAGUGCCGCCUUUGUGUGCUACUUAUGGUUCCUAUAUUGUACUCUUUUUUCAUUAUAGGUUCCAGCCAAGUCAUCACUUAAUUGCAGUAAGAAGAGACGUCGCCGGCAUAGUUCUUUUUCUUCCAAAUGGAAUUUUACUCCAUAUAAAUGACAUAAGCAUUCAUUGUACACAUGUCUAUAAUAGAAAAAUAACCUCCUACUACAUGAAUAUUCCCUUACAAGCUUACAAUAUCAUGAUUGGCCUAGACGUGUAAUUAGGGUUGCGAGGGUAUCGGGUUUAUUUUUACGAACAGUUAGUUCCCAAUGAGAUUAGAUUUUUGGAUACUAAAUAGUUAGCUAAAGGGACGCUUGUGAAGAAAUUGUCAGUAGUUCUUCCUCUCCCAGUAUCGUGAUAUGGUUGUACUAAGUCAGAUAUGACUCUAUAGCCUUGGUUUUUAUCUGAUAAAUUUCCAGGAAGUUUUCCAGUGUAGACCUGAAGAUUGCAAAGAUAAGAAUGUUGUACGUCAGCAGCUGCCCAUAUUUUGAUGCCGUAUCGACCUGGCUUUGAUUUAAUGUAUUUCUUAAAAGGGUACUUUCUACGAAUACUAACCAACUGCUUGUCAAUAGUAAUAUGGUCAUAUGGCUCAAAACUUUUUCUACAAUUGGUAACAAAAAGAUUCCAUACUUCUCUUAUGGCUGCUAAUUUGUCAUUCUCCUUUCUUUCUGCUCUAGUAGAUUUGUCGUCAAAUCGUAAAAAAGUUGAGAUUUCCUCAAAUCUAUUUUUCUUGAUAACGAAGCAGUGAAAAAUGCUCUACGAAUGGAUGUAUUCGUGGUCCACAUUUCCUUAGUGGAUUCUUUCCUACAUCGAAGCGUGUCUGCUUUUAUUAGAACCCCCAAAAAACAGUCUAGCUCGUCCCGUUACGUCAGAAUAAAGAUUUAUAGUAGGAUUUUUGGAAUUGGUAAUCAGGUAAUCAGAAAAAUACACAUAGACCAAACAUAAUACAUUAACAUUGCUAUAAAGGAAUAAAAAUGUUUAGCCGUAUGAAAGAUUUUUAUAAAAUGUCUUGAAACCUUCAGAUAUAAUUUUGUUCAAUUCUCUUAAAUGAUUCUACUUUCCGGUUUUAUUUUUAGUCGCCCGGAAUAUAGAUUAGAAAUAAUCGAGUUUUCUUUUUGUUUUUUUACUCGCCUGGGUAGCUCCUCCCAGUUGUCCCCAUAAUUUAUUUUAUAGUUAAUAGUACCAUCUAAAUUGUAGGCUAGACGUCGAAUAUCUGUAAUUAUAGGAUCUUUGGUUGUAUUACCAGGACGAAGUAAAGAAUAACUAGUUUGUAAAACUGAAUAUUUUUGGAAAAAAUAUAAUGAACCCUGUAUGGAUUUUUUUAGUUUUGCCGUUUUGCAAAUCUGAACGUAGCAACCAGGCACAUAAACCUCUACAUUUUUCAGUUUCCUCUCAAUACAAGCAUGAAUUGAGUCACACUCCAUUUGAGUGUGACCCUUUUCAAGGAAAUAUUGAUAGAUUUCAAUUUUCUUACUCUCAACAAAGUUUAUUAGGGCAUUUGAUAAAGUUACGUUAGGGUGUUGGUACCCUCGUCCGACACUGAAAAUUAUUAUAGUUUUAGUAUCUUGAAUUAAAUUUUUAUUAAUAUAAUCCAGAAUGAUUGAGGUAAACUCAUUGGCAGUCACUCCACCAGCACCUUCAUGCCAGAUGUAACAGUCUGCUAUACCAUUAACCAUGUUAUAAAACGUAAAAUUCAUUUUAUAAUACGACGCAGAAACUCGCAAUCUUGGUGUCGUCAGGACAGCUUUGUACAUCCAUGGUAAAUAUUACUGUAGAUGAAUUGGUCUUAGCGAGUUCGUUUUGAGUUUCUUUCUCAGCCCGAGCCAAAUUUUUUCUUGUGAUAUUCGUUUGAUAUUCAUCUUCUUUGAUGGUUCCCGCAGAGUAUCGCAUUGGUAUUUAUAAAAUGAAUAUUUUAAAAUCAAAUAGAAUAAUAUAAUAGCUAAAAUGAUUAAUGUUGUAUUACCUCGGUUUAAAAACAGACAGAUUUUGUUCUUGAAACUCUUGUCUAAAUGUGGUAUGGUUUAAAGUUUGAAAUCUUUGUCGCUCACAUUCACUAGAAUAAAAUCUGUACAGAUCAUUAAUAUUUUGCCACUGGGAAUCUAAAUAUAAUAUAGCUGUAUCUUUACGACAAUAAUGACUUUCCAUCUUGGGCAGUUCACUCAAAAAUCUGAUCAGAAAUUCUUUGUCUCUAGAAACUGGUCUAAUAUUUCAAUUUUUCUUCUGCGUUGUUGUGUUAAUUGUUGGCAGAUUAUAGCAAUAGUUUUAAGAAACAUUUUGUUGCGAACUAGUCUUCGCAUAUUUUCUUUUUUAUGAUGAAACACUUGAGAGACAUUUCUUAGCUUACUUUCAAUAUCUGAAAAUACAGAAAAUUUGUUUAAUAGUUCACAGGAAUAGGUUAAACAAAUAGUACCAGUGCGAUGAAAUUUAACAGGAGCAGCAUCGACCAAUACCGAUUUAUAAAUCUUUUUUUCACACCAAUCUAGGUUUUGCCAAAAAAUUUCAAAUAUUGGGUUCCUUUCUUCCUCAGAAAAUAAUCGGCAAUAAAACUUCUUGGAUUUUUUGGAAAUACUGCAAUCACAAGGGGGGCCCAUUUUCCUUGUUACUGUCUCAAUUUUUUUUAUAGUUUUUUGUUUCCUUAUUUAAUUUAAUUGAAGUAUAAUUUUCUCCUUUUAUUCAUUUCAAUUUAUUCUUAUUAAGUUGAUGCUAUUCACGUUUUUUCCUCUAGAUCUUUUACGUUUUGGAGCAACAGUUUGAUUUGUCUUAUUUUGAUCAUUUUCUGAAAUAACGUACUCAGAACCACUGUCACUAGGUUCGUUAUUAGAAUUUUGAAUCUCCAAGUCAGACACUCGUAUUAAUGUCGUAUUGUCCUGUAUUAUUCAAGUCGAGAAUUAAUAAGGAUUCCUCCAAAGGUGAUGUUGGUUGGCACCGUGGAAGUAGGCGUCACGCUUUUACUAAUAUCAGUUAUAUCAUUAUCUUAAUUUCUUUCAGAACAAGGAAUAUUACUGGUUGAUACUUGUUUCUCAGUGAUAUUGUUCAAAAUAUUCAAAUCAUCACUGAUGAUAAAGCUACUACUGGCUCUUAAAUCUGAAAUUUGCAGAAAUCAUCUUUGGUUUUACUCUUUUCUCUUCUACAAGACAUUAACAUUAACCCCCAACAUAAUAUUUAGAAAUCACGGUUAUAUUAAGUUAAUAAACGAUUUACCCAGUGAUAUUUUUGUUAAAUAUUAAACUAUUUGAUUUUAUGAAUGUUUAGGGCCCAAAAACAAACCUUAAGUUGGCUUACCGCGAAAUGAUUUUUGGCGCGACUGAAGACUUAACCUCAAUUUUAUUUUUCAUUAAUAAUAUACUUAAAUGUCAAAACCUCCCAAGUCUACUAAAGAGGUUUCUUUUUUUAUAUAUUUUUCAUAUCAAUCUUGCUAGCUUUUGAAAGAUGUCACUACAAGUAUUAAAAAUUAUCAUAAUUAUUAUUAUUCAUGAACUUACGAGAUUUUGCAAUUUAACUAUAGGUAUGUUCUGUUAGAAAUCUGCACAAUGAAUGCACUUCGUAACAUGUUCUUACGUUAAAUUAUCUGAUAAUUUUAUAUGGCAAACUUUUUCAACCUUCCCAUUGAUUGAGAAUUCCAUUGCACUUAAAUAUGCUUAGCAAUUUUCUAAGAUUUUCUGGAUACUGUUAAAUUAUUCCAUAUUUUAAUAUUUUAAUUUUUGAACAAUACCUUAAUAAAAAUGUUUCAUUUGAUCGCAGUAA
Messenger RNA from Diorhabda sublineata, 5620 nucleotides. Its product is annotated as BAG family molecular chaperone regulator 2. Gene Ontology annotation, biological process: protein stabilization. The transcript has 4 exons. The record is from RefSeq and is a predicted model, not a curated record. Gene Ontology annotation, molecular function: adenyl-nucleotide exchange factor activity; protein-folding chaperone binding. Bases 223 to 840 code for a protein of 205 amino acids. Lineage: Eukaryota; Metazoa; Arthropoda; Insecta; Coleoptera; Chrysomelidae.